UGCUCCGCUUACAUCACGAGGAACUCAUUUUUACGUCACUUGUGCGCGCGAAUCGCUCAAAUCGCAUUUGUAUUGUCGAAAACGCAAUCAAAUUGUUGGAGCCGCCUUCAGGUCGCUGAAAGCAUAUUCAAAUUUCGGCAUAGGAUCCCGCCAAUGGGACCAGCUGUUCCGCGAGGUGUACAGUGUUUUUCGUCAUCUUCUUUUGACAGCAAAAAUCAAUCAUCUUUUGAUAUUUCUCAGAAAUAGAGGAGGUUGAAGAAGAAUUUCCUCCGUCUUAAGUCGCGAGAUUGAAAUUACCAACUCCUCUUAUUUUCGCGUUAAUUAAUUUUGCUGCGCUUGAGCUCUUCUUGGGCUUAUCGUUAGUGUCUAGGGAAACGUGGAUGUGUUAAUAAUUAAUGUCACCUGACUGUUACACGUCGAAUGUAUUCUGUGAAAUUCAACUGAAAGAGAGUGCACCUGACAAGAAAGUGCGCGUAUUUUAUUUGGAGAAGAUUCUUAUUUCUUGAUGGAAGAUCUGUUAUUUAUGAGGAAUUUAGUUUCUUUUAAGAGAGCUUGAGUUGCGAGGUCAAGGAUUCGUCAUUUGAGAAAAAGGAUUAUAUGGAAUUGGAGAAAAGUGAUCGUAUAAAUGAAUGCAAGAGGCUUGGAAUCAACCUUUCGGAUAACGAGCAUAUAAGACGAUACACGUGUUCUUCGAUCGGGAUCGAUAACGGGAUUGUGGAUAUCGUACGUAAUUGCCGAGUAAUGCAGGGUCUGAAGUGAGCGUGUCCUGUAACACUAAACUCCUGGACAUCUUGAGCGAUGAACGGACCUCGAAUUCGCGAUUCGACAUCGAUUCACUCGAGUCUCGAAGGAGACGUCCAGAAGGAAGGCCGGAAGCUAAAUCGUCACCAGAAGUUCUAAUAGUUGAAGGCUGAAUUUAAAAGAGACAUGGUGCAGCAUUGUUGUAGUUGCGCUUACGUAUCUUGGAUUAAUUAAAACGUCCAUCGGUAGAAAGCUUAGCGUGAGUCACGCGCCCGUCUUUAAGACUAAGUUAACGAGAGCUCUGCGAGAAUUAUUAUCGGGGGCGUGGUGCCGUUUCGCGAUCUUCGUCGUGGAAGUACUAUCCACCGGAAGCCGGAGGAUUCGUCCUACCCAGGAUAAAAAACGCACGAGAGACAUGCUCAAAGUCAGCAUGUUGGAUUAUAUCGGGGACACGGGGAGACAGCAGCUCGAGCAAUCAGUCUACUGUGAGUCUGAGUCACGCAAAUCGCCCGGAGAGGAUCGUCACGAUGCCCGGGGCGGAAAUUCGGACAAAGUCAAGGGAGCAACGCAAGAUUUAUUCGAGCUACUCGAGAGGGUGCAGAGCUCGAGGCUUGACGACCAGCGUUGUGUGCUUCCACCAUACUUCACGCAGGCGUCUCGAGAUGAAAGAUCAGCCAGUAGUCCCGGAUCACAGAUCACCACUCCCAGCCCCUCGCCCUCUCCCGUUGGAGAUGCUCCACUUGGUCGAGCUCUCAUGGAACAGGCUAUCCAGCAGUCAAGUUCCGGGUCCCAGAAACCGCCUUUGGUCGUCACACCACCAGGAUAUUGGGUGGAUGGGACAGAUCACAGGCACAACUUGGAUUCAGCGGGAAGGGCUCUUUUACCAGCUCAACCUGCUUGGCAACCCAGGAUAGACCAGGAUGACACAGCCAAAUGUUACAGGCGAUUUUUCGUUGGCAGGGAGCACGUGAACCUGGUGGGACGGGACAGCGAGAAUGGCCCGGUGCUCGUCUCGGUGAAGGCUGAAACUGUUGCUGGUCAGGAACACUGGCGGGUGCUUUUGAGAUUACGAGCAGGUUCGACUCAUGAGCUUGUGCCGGCAGCAGCACUUGGCGGGAAUCCCUCGCCAGCCAAAAUGGUCAAGGCAAUCAACGAGUCACUCAACGUGAGUACUCUGAUGCCGGUGGUAUGUUCUGGUGCUGGAGCUUUGAUAGCUCGUUACGAUGAGCACGCACUCGUGUCCAGAUUCAAAUUUGGCGUUCUACAUCAGAGGGUGGGCCAAGUAACCGAAGAGCAACUCUUUGGCAAUAGGCAAAUCACACCAGCGUUUCAAGAAUUCCUUGAUCUUCUUGGUCAGAAAAUCGAUUUGAAGGACCACAAAGGGUAUCGCGGCGGUUUAGAUACGAGGCAUGGGCAAACUGGCGAUUCCGCGGUGUACGAGGUAUUCCGAGGUCGAGAGGUUCUCUUCCAUGUAGCCUCUCUCCUUCCUUACAGUCCCGGAGACUCGCAACAAUUGCAGCGAAAAAGGCACAUUGGAAAUGACAUCGUCGCCAUCAUCUUCCAAGAGGAACCUACGCCCUUUAGUCCAGACAUGAUCGCCAGCCACUUCCUUCACGCCUUCAUCGUCGUGCAGGUCAUCGAUCCUUGCACUCCUAACACGAGGUACAAAGUGAGCAUAACAUCUCGUGAUGACGUUCCAUGGUUCGGACCCCCAUUGCCUACGCCUGCUGUAUUUUUAAGAGGCGUUGAAUUCAAAGAGUUCCUUCUCACGAAACUCGUCAAUGCUGAAAAUGCUGCCUACAAAGCCGAAAAAUUUUCCAAACUUGAAUUGCGAACAAGGUCAGCUCUUCUAGAAUCACUGACAGAGGAUUUACAAGCAAAAACUAACGAGUUCCUUGGUGGAGGAUCGAACCUCGGGCCAGGAAUUGCAGCUGGAAAUUGUCCAGUGAGUCCAACGUCUAGCGAAGUAUCGACAUCAGGAAGUGGAGGAAGUGGCAACCGCUUUAUUGACACCGUUCGAAAAGCUUUAAUUUCCCGAGUGAGAAACGCCUCAACCGAAAGUGUGCCCCAGCAGCUUUCGAAAAAAGGACAAUCUGAACCCAGUCCACCCAGCAAUCGUCAAUCAACCUCAAAAAUCAGCAGCAAACGUUCCACUGAACCUUCCAGUCCCAUUGGUUCACCUGAUUUGACCUUGAGGAGGGAUUCUGAUCACGGAAGUGCGAGUCUAGGAAGCCAGGAUAGCAGUUUGUCGAAUACUGAUAACCAGGACAGCAGUGUAACGACUUUGCAACAAGAUGAAGUGGAUCGAAGAGAAUCUACAUCAUCAACCAAUGGCCUCGCGAGUAACGAUACGACGAUUGUUGACAAGGUCGCGACCUCUGCAUCCUCCUCGUUUCAGAGAUUGACUCAUGAGAAUUUGAGGAAAAGGGAAGAGAGGGGUGAAAAGGCCGAAGGAACGCAGAGAGUUGUAUCUGAAAGUGACGAUAGUUCUUUAAAUAGCGAAUUGGAACUGGAUCAGGCUGUUUAUCCGGAUAGUGAUACUGGUCUAGAAUCAAUGAGCUCGGCGGAAACACACGAUGCUGCGAGAUGUCCUGCCAAAGAAGGAACGACUGAGAAUGAGACUUUGAGGAUGGAGGUCACUAGACUGAAGUGCGACAAGCUGGACUUAUUGAGGCAGAAUGUGACCUGUCAACGGGACAUCAAGCGACUCCGCGAGAAAGAACUACAACUGCAAUCCGAUUUGUCGUCCGCCUCAAAAGAAAUCCUACGAUUAAGAACGAUGCUGAAAGAAUGUUCUACAAGUAUUCCUUUAGAUAACAACAACCAGCAAACGUCAACAGUCUGAAGAACUAAUGUACGGAUCAUGAACAAAUUUUCGACACCUUGUUUACUAGAAUAUAUAAUAUUUCUUGAAAAAAAAAAAAAAAAAAAAAACAAGGUGACAGAAGUUUAUAGGCAUUUAUCGUUUUAUCGGUCGGCGAGGACAAUGAAGAGAUUAGGAAAUUGAAAGAAGAUUCCAAUUUAUCGUCCGACGGGUGGAACUUGUUGAAUAGUUAUUGGUACAAAGUUGAUAAGUCAUAGGCAAAAAAGGAUCGACGACGAUCUUUUGUCAAACUGAAUGUUGCAUUUUUGUCGAAUGCAGGGAGAGACGCACAGAUCUCAACCGUGAGAGUACGAGUAAUUUUCCAAAUUACUUGAGUAUUUAACGAUUAAUUUAUUAGUAGCUUUUAAGAAGCCCUCUUGUAGUCAAUGUAUAGAGAAGAAUGUCAUAACGUACAAUGUUAGUCACACCGUGCUGAAAAAAAGUAUCAAGCGGUGUUUAAAAAUUAGAUUAACUGUGGCACUACGAUUAAAAAUGGAACGUAGUAGUCCUGCACAACAAUGGACGUUUAGACAGCGAUUCUUCGAAUCGAAUUAAAUCUUAAAGAUUUCAUUUCGUGCUACAAAUAAACAAAAAUUAGAGGCGAUAGCUUUCUUCCCUUAUAAGGCGAUGUUUUCGGCGUUCUAACAGCAUAACGUAGUUUUUGUUCUAUAGAACUGUACAAACUUGUUUAGGAAAAAUGUCCAUCUAUGUCAGGUGCAUAAAAGGAAUAAAAUAAGACAAUCGUUCAGCAAAAAUUAGAGUUUAGACUCCUCGCUGUUCUUUUCCUUUAACAGUAACUGUAUUAUUAUCGUUACUAUUUAACAUAAGUUAAUAUUAUAUUUUAUUAUAAUCAUUUAUUAAUAUUAUUAAUCAUUUUAUUACCGCUAUGUUCGUUAUAUUUUAUACCAUUUGUGUACAUAGGCGAGUUUCAAUCCAGAUUUCAAAAUCUAGAAUUGACUCACUCAUAGCAAUACCAAAGUUUAACUUAGCAAAGCCAUGUUUUUCUUUGUUUCUUUCUUUUUCGAUUACCUUCUCUACAGAUCCCUUCCUCAUCCUUAUCCUUGUCCUUAUGCGUAUCCUUUUUCUCUUCUAAAAUUCCUUUUCAGUUUAUUUUUUCGCACCCGGCAUCCUAGCGUAAUCUCUAACAAUUAACAUACGUCCAAAGUGUUAGCAAACUAGCUAAUAAGCACCAAUUUUCUACUAAAAAAGGAUUUUCGUCGUGUUUUACGCACGUUUCAUGAAAUUUACAACACCACUUUUACCACUGCCUACAUCGUAAGCGUCCUCUGUACAUACAGCCUUUUUUAAAAACAAAAUUCGCUACCUACUCUUCCGGAACUCGUUUAUUUUUCUAUACAAUAAUAGAAAAAAAAAAUAUUUCUCUAAAUAUUUCCACCUUUCGAUCACUUCCAACGUUGAUAAUAAAUUAUACAAAAUUCUCGAAAAGUAUUUUGCUAAUUGAGUAAAUGAGUAAAUGAGUAAAUGGAUAUUUAUAUUUUGUGUUGAAUUAUCUCUUUUUGCAGAGAAAGUUUUGAGGAACUUCGAAAGUUGGGCUUGCGAUUUUUUUUGGUUGAGAAAUAUUUUCGUGCAGAUUUUGGUGAAUGUAAAUAAUUCGGUUAGAAAGAGGCCUUCCGUGUAAAAAUUAUAAACCGUGUUUACCACCUCUAGUGUGAUUUCUCCAUUGGCCUUGCAAAAUCAAAGAAAUCAUUAUUACCUACUAAAGAAAGAUGCACUGUUAUAUUGAGAAAGAGUACUACAACUAUACAGAUGUAGAAUAUAUACUAUAUAUUUUAUAUUCGACGAUAGGGGCGCGAAUCUAACGGCACAAUGUGACGAUACUCAUCAUUAUUCUCUGAUACUGAAAUAGAGAGACGUGUGCAAUAUUGUGCAUCCUGUUGCUGAUAUAAAUAUCCUGAUUCUGUUUUUUGUGCACCACUUCCGACUCGAAAAGAAGCAGAAAUAAAUUCGCUGAUCA
Messenger RNA from Belonocnema kinseyi, 5579 nucleotides. Its product is annotated as rap1 GTPase-activating protein 1-like. The coding region runs from base 1157 to 3586 and encodes 809 amino acids. The transcript is spliced from 11 exons. Gene Ontology annotation, molecular function: GTPase activator activity. Gene Ontology annotation, biological process: regulation of small GTPase mediated signal transduction; activation of GTPase activity. Lineage: Eukaryota; Metazoa; Arthropoda; Insecta; Hymenoptera; Cynipidae. Gene Ontology annotation, cellular component: cytoplasm. The record is from RefSeq and is a predicted model, not a curated record.